ACAAGAUUGUAAGAAUGGCUCAAGACCUAGGCAUGACUAAGAGUAUGAAAUUUUUUACUGAGUUGGAUGCUAUUCUGGGACACAGUAAAACAGAAAACUCACAAGAACAGGAAUCCCACGAUGGAAAGCAAGCCACAGGAUGUGCCAAUGUAAAAAUGGAAGAGGAUCAGACAGUCAUUGCUGGAGAUGCAGCUGAAGACGACUUGGUCAGUAAUAUGUCAGAAGACCUAAGAGAGACAGAUAUGAGACAAAGCCCUGGCACAGAGGAAGACACUGUAAGUACUGCCUCAGAAGAGGUGGGCGGCCCUACAGCACUGCACAGUAUCACUGGGUCAGGUAAUCAUAUUCCUUUAGAAGAUGCUAAAAGUCACUUACAGAUUAUAACAGUGAGCGACACAGAGGCUGGAAAACACUGGUGUGACAAUGAGGUCAGAGCACUUAUAAACAUAUGGUCUGACGAAAAAAUUAAGCAAAUGCUUGAAGGGGCCACAAGAAACAAAGAAAUAUUUGAGGAAAUCGCCAGAAGACUAAUGCAGUUUGGAAUAGACAGAGACUGGAAACAAUGUCGUACCAAAUACAAAAAUUUAAAAUAUGAAUACAGAGUUUUACAAAAGAAAAAUGGCAACCCUCAAGGAAAAAUGAGAUUUUAUGAAGAAGUUGAUGGCCUCCUAGGACAACCAUCUCUCAGAACUGCCAAAUGGAAACAUGGUAACCUUGGAAUUGACCCUUUCAAAAUGAAAAUACUAUAAACUUUCCCCUUUGCAUUUAACUUAGCAAGAAAUUCUUCAAUAAUAAAUUCCUAACAUUAUUUUAUGUUCAAAUGACCCCCUAAAUUAUUAUAAAUCACAUACCUAAUAUAAGUCAAGAAUUUCAAUGUCUUUUCAAAUCUUGUACCAAAAUAUUCCUAAUUCUUAAACUCA
Molecule: messenger RNA, 920 nt
Organism: Balaenoptera musculus (blue whale)
Lineage: Eukaryota; Metazoa; Chordata; Mammalia; Artiodactyla; Balaenopteridae
Product: zinc finger and SCAN domain-containing protein 20
Exons: 4
Coding region: 15-749 (244 amino acids)
Source: RefSeq, a predicted model, not a curated record